Messenger RNA from Miscanthus lutarioriparius, 738 nucleotides. The record is from the annotation of a GenBank genome assembly. NCBI's taxonomy places the organism in Eukaryota, Viridiplantae, Streptophyta, Magnoliopsida, Poales, Poaceae.
AUGGAUCUCAACAUACUCGAGCGUGUAGUAGCUGGAAGCGAGGAACCAAGCCAUCUAGAUUUGUCACUUCUACAGAGCAUCACAGAAAAUUUCUCUAAGCAGAGAAAAAUUGGUGUUGGUGGAUGUGGAGAGGUUUACAAGGUACUUAGAAGAUGGAGGCACAGGUGGAUUAAAUCAUCAAAGCAUACACCCUUGGGUUAUCAACAAGUGACAAAAUGCCUCGAGCUGGCCCAAAGAUGCAUCCAAAUUAACCCGACAGCCAGACCUGACAUAGUAUACGUAAUGGAUGAGCUCAACACAAUAGAUAGUAAGGGUGGCCAAUUCCAGGAAAUCCCUUGCCUGGAGGACAUGCUUGGGAUUGAGCCGCUGGAAAUACACUUCCCCUUUAAACUUGACCCGCAGAUAUCACACUCAAUUGAGCUGACCAACGAUACGAAUGAUUACAUUGCCUUCAUAACAAAGGCAAGGUCACGCUGCUUCCGCAUAGAGCCAGACAAGGGCAUUGUCCCACCAGGAUCCAAGUGUAGUGUCACCGUAACAACGCAAGCACAGGUCAAUGCACUGCCAAAUAAUCACCACAAGGAGGAGAUCACCGUGCUGAGCACCAGAGUAGAUGGAGGUCUUGCUGCUAUGGAUAUAACUGGAGACGUGUUCAUUGAGAAGGAGGGUACUGUGGUUGAUGAGGUGAAUGUGAUGGUUGUUUUUGACAAACCACCACCGGUUGAUGAGGAAUCCUGA